GUUAAAACUGUUUUAACACGGUCACACUGUUCUUCUCUUUGUUCGGGUCGCUUUGAAAAUUAUGUAUUCAAAUGAAAUUUUUUUAGUAAAGUCGUCGGCGACUUGCAAUAUUUGUACAUAUAUGUAUGUAUGUACAUGGACUUUAACUCAAUACAGUGUUGACAAUAUUCCUGAAGUUUUACCGUUAAGGUAUAAUUAUAUUGAAUUUAUUAAGAGUUGCGGCAAUAUCGUUUAAGGCAAAACUUUGUUAUUAAACACAUUUAAUAAUUCUGUAUGGGAAAACACGAAAUGUAAUAAACUAAUUUAUAACAAUCUAAAUAAAAUCGGCUUUAAUAACUAGCAUUACCAAGCGCACUAUGGUCGGUUCUCAAGAAAAAAAAAACAAUCAUAUCGAAUUAUCUGAAACACAUACGAUAGACAAAAAUAGCGCAUAUACAACUGAAAAUAAUUUAAACACAACCCCUCUGGAAAACAUACAACUCUCAAAAUCACUUUCCCCUCCUACAUCAUUACCUCAGAUACAAAUUCCGAUGAUUAACCAAAAUUCCACACAUACUGGUAUCGCUCAAAAUAAUCCUGAAAAACCAAAUCGUCAUCCAUAUCGGGACAGUGGAUUACAAUAUUUCACCCGAUGCUUUGAACCAUUGGCAAUGAUUAAUGAUAGUAAAGAAGACUUGCCCACGCAGCCAUCAAAUAAUAUUGCCAAUUACACUGGAGAUAUUCAAAUUUUACCCAUUUUCGAUUGCUGCGAAAUUUCGGAGUCUAUUCAAGCUAUAUCGUUACCCAUUGUAACAUCUCCAUCAAAGACAACAGAUGUUCCGGGGUUGUAUUUGCGUACGAUUUCGGAAAAUUCUAAAUUAAAGUCGGAACCCGAAUGUGAAUCGCUAAUUUUAGUCAAAGAAUCUUCUGCAAUGGAAAACCAAACGAUUUUAUUUCACGAGCAAAUUAUUAUGUCUGGCCAACAAAAAUGUGAAUUACAGGAGAAACCGAAGGUUCUGGUCGUUUCCCCACAACAAGUAAUGAUUUUAUAUAUGAAUAAACUAACUCCAUACGAGCGAACAGAAAUACUAACUUAUCCGCAAAUAUAUUUUAUUGGCGCCAACGCUAAAAAGCGCCCAGGAGUCUAUGGCCCAAAUAAUUCUGAAUACGACAAUGAACAAGGUGCUUACAUCCAUGUACCGCAUGAUCACGUAGCAUAUCGGUAUGAAAUGUUAAAGAUAAUCGGAAAAGGUAGCUUUGGACAGGUCAUUAAAGCGUAUGAUCAUAAAACUCACGAACAUGUUGCCUUAAAAAUAGUGCGCAAUGAAAAGCGGUUUCACCGCCAGGCCCAAGAGGAAAUUCGCAUUCUUCAUCAUUUACGGCGUCACGAUAAAUAUAAUACUAUGAACAUCAUACACAUGUUUGAUUACUUUACUUUCCGCAAUCAUACAUGCAUUACAUUUGAACUGCUCAGCAUAAAUCUUUACGAAUUAAUUAAGAAAAAUGGAUUUAAAGGCUUCAGUUUGCAGCUGGUGCGAAAGUUUGCACAUUCUUUGCUACAAUGUUUGGAUGCACUUUAUAAAAAUGAUAUUAUUCAUUGCGAUAUGAAACCAGAAAAUGUUCUACUGAAGCAACAAGGACGUUCUGGUAUAAAGGUAAUUGACUUUGGGUCGUCUUGCUUCGAGAACCAGCGUAUAUACACAUACAUCCAGUCACGUUUUUAUCGCGCUCCAGAGGUAAUUUUGGGGGGGAAAUAUGGCAGAGCUAUCGACAUGUGGUCGUUGGGUUGUAUUUUAGCAGAGCUGCUUUCAGGCCAUGCAUUGUUUCCUGGUGAAAACGAAAGCGAUCAGUUGGCUUGCAUUAUUGAAGUUUUAGGAAUGCCCAAUAAAAAUAUACUAGCCAGCUCGAAGAGGUCAAAAUCGUUUUUCAGUCCAAAGGGGUAUCCUCGAUAUUGUACUGUUCGAACCAUGUCUGAUGGAAUGGUGGUCCUAAUCGGCGGACAGUCACGUCGUGGAAAACAAAGAGGCCCGCCAUGCUCAAAAAGCUUAUCUAAGGCGCUGGAUGGAUGCAAAGAUCCCCUCUUUCUUAAUUUUAUACGUGGUUGCCUUGAAUGGGAUGCAGACAAGCGAUUAACACCUUCAGAGGCUCUAAAACAUCCAUGGCUUCGCCGUCGCUUACCGAGACCGCCAAGUAGCUCAAGUGGCUGUGGUGGGGUGAGUGGAUUAUGUCCUAGUAGAAACGAAUCCCCAGUUACAGGGCAAAAUAGGAACUUCGCAGCAGAAAUAACUACAUCAUCAACGUCUGCUACAUCUAUAUCUUUAACGAUUAAAAAGGAAAACAGCCAUUCCAGUCUUCGUCUCCACCAUGGUGCUGUUGCAGAAACGGAUUUCAAACUUAAAAAAUCCGUUCCAGAGGGAUCAUCAACCGCAACAAAAGAACCUAUGAUGAACAGUGAUAUUCUUCUAGAAAGUUUUAGACAAGCAACUGUUGUAUCACCACGUUUACCAUCAAAACAUUCUGCUGACUCCGGCGGAAUGAGUUGUCUUAGCGCUGUGGAUGUGGGGCCAUCGAGAUAUUAUCCGUAUAUGAAUAACAAUGAAAAUAACAGGUUAUUCUCAAGCUCGUUAAACAGCUCGGCCAACUCAUUGUCACAUUUGGAGCAAGCCACAAAAUUAGAUGCUUUGGGAGAAUACUCGGCGACAACACCAAAUUUACUAUCGAAAAAUACUGGCUGCUCGUUUAACUCAGGUUCUAUGAACAUCGAUGUUGCACAAGAGUCUUUGGUUAAUAUAGCUAGUAAUUACGCAUUGGAUAAGUCUAUUGACAUUAUUGGAAAAUCAAAUGUGUCGCUUCAUACGAAUAAAUUAAAAGUACAAUCGAAUGAUAUGUAGCUAAUUUAUGACAAUAUGCAAUAAGUCAUUUAAGAGAUAAGAAGCAGAUCUUUAUUUUGUUAUCAAAUUAUUUGACAAUGCACUGCCAUACAAGUGAUAAACUAAAUAAGUCUUGGCCCUUAUUUGCAUUACUAUAGACGAAAAUGGACAGAAAAGAUCUCACAAAGAUAAAUUAAAUUAUAUGCAUUUUAAUUAAAACAAGGAAAAAAAGCUUUGUUUGACUAGCCGAAGAUUAUUUACCCUUGCAGUUAAUACCAUGAUUUCGUUAUUGAAAUUUAACUCUGAGACUUGUGUUUUUCGAAUGGUGACUAUUGCAAGAUAAUCUAUGUUUUAGUUGACAAAUUUUUUUAUUAGUCAAAUCGUUGAUGUUAAAAAAAAAUGACACAGAAAGAGUUAUAAAAUAAUAUACUCAUCCAAUUUGUACAUUAAUUAUUAAUUAUUAUUAUAAUUUUCAAAACAGUGAUCUUUGCCAAUUUUUUAUUAAUUAUUUAACAAUUUUCAAAACAUGGUUCUUUGCAAAGGUAGAUAGACCAACAAAGAAAGCUUUGUUCGGCAAGCUUAUAUGCCCUUGCAGUUAAUAACUCAUUUAAAUUAUAUAAAAAGCACGGUUUUAAUAAAGUUUAACUCCGAUUA
Molecule: messenger RNA, 3503 nt
Organism: Drosophila simulans
Lineage: Eukaryota; Metazoa; Arthropoda; Insecta; Diptera; Drosophilidae
Gene: Dyrk3
Product: putative dual specificity tyrosine-phosphorylation-regulated kinase 3 homolog
Exons: 7
Coding region: 357-2870 (837 amino acids)
Biological process (GO): peptidyl-threonine phosphorylation; peptidyl-serine phosphorylation
Cellular component (GO): nucleus
Molecular function (GO): protein serine/threonine kinase activity; ATP binding; protein serine/threonine/tyrosine kinase activity
Source: RefSeq, a predicted model, not a curated record